Molecule: messenger RNA, 2679 nt
Organism: Epinephelus lanceolatus (giant grouper)
Lineage: Eukaryota; Metazoa; Chordata; Actinopteri; Perciformes; Serranidae
Product: RNA-binding protein Musashi homolog 1-like
Biological process (GO): central nervous system development; regulation of translation
Cellular component (GO): cytoplasm
Molecular function (GO): mRNA binding
Source: RefSeq, a predicted model, not a curated record
AGCAGCAGCAGCAGUGGAGCUUCACUGCCUCUCCUCGCCUCACAGUGCGGGAAUAUACCAGCGGAGAGCGGAAUGGAUACGGAAGGGAGCCAGAGCAGCCUGUCCUCCGGCACGGACAACUCCCCCCACGACCCCUGCAAAAUGUUCAUCGGGGGUCUGAGUUGGCAGACAACACAAGAGGGCUUGAAGGAGUACUUCUGUAAAUUUGGCGAGGUGAAGGAGUGUAUGGUGAUGCGGGAUCCCGUUACCAAGCGGUCGAGGGGGUUUGGGUUUGUAACAUACGCAGAACAAGCCGGAGUGGAGAAGGUUUUGGCGCAAAACAGACACGAGUUGGAUUCCAAAACGAUCGACCCGAAGGUGGCGUUUCCCCGCCGGGCCCAGCCUAAGCUGGUGACCAGGACAAAGAAGAUCUUUGUCGGAGGACUGUCAGUCAAUACCACCAUUGAAGAUGUGAAGCAUUACUUCGACCAGUUUGGAAAGGUCGACGAUGCCAUGCUUAUGUUUGACAAAACAACCAACAGACACAGAGGCUUCGGCUUUGUCACAUUUGAGAAUGAAGACGUGGUGGAGAAAGUCUGUGAGAUUCACUUCCAUGAGAUCAACAACAAAAUGGUGGAGUGUAAGAAAGCCCAGCCAAAGGAGGUGAUGACGCCGACAGGCUCAGCUAGAGGCCGCUCCAGAGUGAUGCCCUAUGGGAUGGACGCCUUCAUGCUGGGCAUAGGCAUGCUGGGCUACCCAGGUUUUCAGACUACUACCUACACCAGCCGCAGUUACUCUGGAAUUGCUCCUGGUUACACUUAUCAAUUUCCAGAAUUCCAUUUAGAGAGGACCCCCCUCCUGACAUCAUCCCACCCCCCUGAGCUGGCAGCCAUUCCCCUGACUGCGUAUGGACCAAUGGCAGCAGCCGCAGCAGCAGCAGUAGUUAGAGGCUCCACCCCUUCACGCACAGCUGGUUUCCUGGGCACCAGCAGCCCUGGACCAAUGGCUGACCUGUACGCCGCAGCCAACCAGGACUCAGGAGUCAGCAGCUACAUCAGCGCCGCUAGUCCCGCCCCCAGCACAGGGUUUGGCCACGGUCUAGGGAAAGUGUAUCCGCUCUUGUCGGUGCAUCCCCAGGGCCCUCUGAUUGCUACUGCGUUCACUAAUGGCUACCACUGAGAAGACUCAGGUCACUGAAGAUGGGAGGGCCUCUCUUCUGCUGAUGAGCCAAUCAAAAUGCUGGCUGCCCUCUGAUGGCACAACCUGAUUGGCCGGCCACAGGCUCUACCGGGCUCUCCUGGCUCCCUGUGGCUCCACCCACCGACUGAAUAUCUUUUUAAAAUCCUGAACUCUGUUUUGCUGUACUAAUCUCACUUCAACAUAACGUCCCCCGUCUCUCCUCUUUUGUCCUGUGUAAUAACUAGAUCCCCUCCUUCCCUCCGUUAUCCAUUAUUUUCUUUUUGAAGCUGAGAAAAGAAAACUGCAACAAAAAAAGGAAAAAAAAAUCUCUGAGGAAACGUUUGUCAUCUUCGACAAAGUCACAGAGGACUAUUUUGAGUAUUUUUUUUUUAUUAUUAUUAUUAUUUUAUUUCAAUGUGAUACGUUGUUUCAUCAUUAAAUCCUUCAAAGCCGUUACUGAUGUGAACAGAGAGAGAGAAAAAGCCACGCAAGGUGGGUCUUUGUCUGAAAACCAUUUUUAACAAAGGAAGAACAAAUCCAACGAAGUCCUCUUUUUAACUCAAGCAUCACGAAAACAUGAAAAAAAAAAACUAAAAUGUAUAUUUUGGUAGUCUUUAAAAACAAAACCUUUGUAAUAUUGUUAUUAAUAUUGACAUAAUAAUGAUAAUCUGUAAGGUAUUUUAUUCUGUAAUUGGUUUUAAAGCAAUGUUUUUAUGUCUUCCUGUAAGAUAUUGUACAUAGACGUUGGGGUGAGGGCGGGGUGGAGGGGGUACUGAACCGGCUCGCAUGUCAUUGGUUGGUUUGGAGAGGGUUAACAGCUAUUUGAUUGGCUGUCAUCUACUACUAUGUGUGGUCAUCUCACUACUUUUACCAGUAUGCACAGGUAUAUGUGUACAUCUUUGGCCAGUCGGCUCCAGUGAUGCAUCAGCGCAGCGCCAUCGGCGAUCGCUGCUGAGAAAUAAAACUUCCAGGAGUUAGUCUGGCACAUGUGUUCAGUUCAAUAACAGUUUUGUCACAAACGCAUCACUUUGUUCGCUUCUUGAAAAAGCAACUUCGACUUUAGUUACAGCACCAUGAUGAACCAGAUUUCUCGCAUCUUCACGAAAACUACUUAAGAUUAACAUGGCGGACUAUGGAAGAAUCACAACCUUACACAGCAGAAAUCAGGAGUUCGUGGGGUUGGGGAGGGGGCGGGGGGGUUGACUUGACUUCCUCUUUUUUGAAAAUAUUAUAUAUAUAUUUUUGCGCGAUUCACUUCUUAAUGUUUUUUGUUUUUAUUGUUUUCUUUUUUAAAAAAAAGUUCUUUUAUGCGGUGUUCUCUACCGUGGAAAACAAAUGAAGGACAUUCUCAGAGAAGCAAUUGUAGAAAACAUCACAAUCAUGUUCUGUCCUCUUAUCGCUAUUGAAGGUGCAUGUGAUUGCGUCUGAGUGUGUGUGAGUGAGUGUUUGUGCGCAUACAUCAAGGUGUAAUAUGGAACUACUUCUGGCAACGAAGGAGCAUUUCGAUUGCCACUUUUUUUU